CGGAACCACCAGUGCCGAAGCACACUUGGGCGAUGACGUAACGUGGAGUCGCUGAGGCCUACCUACCCAGUGAUGCCAUGGUAACUGCUGGUUGCUAGGGUGGUUGGGAGUUGUAGUCAUUUUGUUACCAUCUCGAACUGCAAGAGUCAGAAGAGUAAGCUAGCUACUCUUUAAAGCGAAAAGGCUAAAAUAGCUUCAAACUGCUUCUAUGGACUGUACCCUAACGGUAGUCGCUUCCGCCGCCGCAAGUGACGCCAUCGCCUCGCCGCACAGCUAACAAACCUAAAAGAAGCAUCAUGUUCCAUGACUUCAGUUCACCCCAGGGGACGUCAGGCUGCCCGUGACUGGAAGUUCAAGAGUAAAAGGUCACGGAGUAAUAGUGAUUCUUUUCAGGAAGAGGAUCUGAGUCAAGGUUUUCAGUGGAGGAAGAGCCUCCCUUUCGGGGCAGCCUCAUCUUACUUGAACUUGGAGAAGCUGGGUGAAGGUUCUUAUGCUACAGUUUACAAGGGGAUUAGCAGGAUAAACAGACAACUAGUGGCUUUAAAAGUCAUCAGCAUGAAUGAAGAAGAAGGAGUCCCAUUUACGGCUAUCCGGGAAGCUUCUCUUUUGAAGUGUUUGAAACAUGCCAAUAUUGUGCUCCUGCAUGACAUAAUCCACACCAAAGAGACACUGACGUUCGUUUUUGAAUACAUGCACACAGACCUGGCCCAGUACAUGUCUCAGCACCCAGGAGGACUUCAUCCCCACAAUGUCAGGCUUUUCAUGUUUCAACUUUUGCGGGGCCUGGCAUACAUCCACCACCAACACGUUCUUCACAGGGACCUGAAACCUCAGAACUUACUCAUCAGUCACCUGGGAGAGCUCAAACUGGCUGAUUUUGGUCUUGCUCGAGCCAAGUCCAUUCCCAGCCAGACAUACUCUUCAGAAGUUGUGACCCUUUGGUACCGCCCUCCUGAUGCCUUGCUGGGAGCCACUGAAUAUUCCUCUGAACUGGACAUAUGGGGUGCAGGCUGCAUCUUUAUUGAAAUGUUCCAGGGUCAACCUUUGUUUCCUGGGGUUUCCAACAUCCUUGAACAGCUGGAGAAGAUCUGGGAGGUGUUGGGAGUCCCUACGGAGGAUACCUGGCCUGGAGUUUCCAAAUUACCUAACUACAAUCCAGAAUGGUUCCCACUGCCUAAGCCUCAGAGCCUUCAGAAUGUCUGGAACAGGUUGGGCAGGGUUCCUGACGCUGAAGACCUGGCCUCACAAAUGCUGAAGGGUUUUCCUAGAGAUCGUGUCUCCGCCCAGGAAGCACUGGUUCAUGAUUAUUUCAGCACCCUGCCGUCUCAGCUACACGAGCUUCCUGCUGAAGAGUCUUUGUUUACAGUUUCAGGAGUGAGGCUGAAACCAGAAAUGUGUGACCUUUUGGCCUCCUACCAGAAAGGUCACCAGCCAGUCCAGUUUAGCAAAUGCUGGUGAAAAGAAAGGGUGACAUCACCGAAAUCCUUCCAGGACUACAUUACUGCAAUUUCAGUUUUAAUUUGCUUCAACUACUAAGAAGCUUCCAAUUUAACUCCACACUGGACCAGGGGUUUUAUACCAUCACCUGUGACCUGGAAUAUUUUAAAUAUGACGUCCAAGGCAACGGUACAUAAUACUUGAAAAGAAAGCAAUCGAAGGUUAUUGCUGUUGUCAUUUGCUUAGAAUUUCAUAGUGAUUGGCUCAAAAAUUAGACAUAGGUUGAAAUAAUCUGAGAAGAGGACUUCUGAAUAAUUGCAUCCAUUUCAAUACUUGAUAGAUCCCUGGGUAGGAAGUACAGCAGGACAGAUGGGAGACUGACAAUUGAAAGAAUUUGGAGACAGAACUGGUGCUUACAGAGGCCUGUCACCCCUGCGUUCGCUUACAAUUUCUCCCAACAAAAGGAUUUCUGUGGCAAGGAGAGGAAUAGUCUAAAGUUUAGAAAAGUCUCCAGAGAAGAUGGUUUCUUGGAUAAAGUUGUCAAAAAAAGGACUUGCUUAAGAUUUUUGGUUAUGAUUUCCUAGGGGGUGCUUCUUCCUUCACUAAUCGUAUUAUCAAAACACAUUACCACCCACCCCAGCCAGAUCUGAGGAGUUUGGAUUGAGCUACUGGUUAGAAUUGAAUUUCAGGCUAUCUCCUUCUACUGAAUUCUAAUUGUCUGUGAUAGCAAAAGUGAUGAGGAAUCUAAGCUCUGAUUUGAUGGUUGAGAUACUGAAUAGAUAGAUAGGAACAAAGAGUUCCAAAGAUGUAAUUCAAGCCCUGUCGCACCAUCAGACACACAUGCAUGUGCGCACACACAUAACCCUCAAAUAAAAUGAGAGAUUUGUCUCGGCUAACACAUGUAUUGUUUUCUACAAUGACUCCUUCUAGAAGAAGCAGGGAAACUCAAAUUACUUCAUCUAGGGAUCAUCUACUCAGGAAACAUAGUAACCUAGAAACCAGAGACCUCUAUAUAUUCUUUAGAAGAACAAGGAGGAACUAAUUAAGAGAGAAUUAAAAAAGUGGUACCUAUCCACCCAAAAUCUGAGAUGGAAGAAGGAAAAAGGUGUACAAAUACCUUAGUGAGUAUUUGAUUUUAGUAAAGCAUUUGACAAAGCCUGUCCAGAUAUACCUGAAAGAUGAAACUGUGGGGGCUGGAUGAUGGGGCAGAUAUCUGUACUCCAAGAACGGUGGUUAUUCGACCUAGAGAAAAGCCAAUAACGGUGUGAUGAAAGGUUCAGUCUUGGGUCCCAUUCUGGUCAAAUAUUUUUAUUAAUCACUUGAAUAAAAUCAGAGAAGGUACACAAUUUAUUCAUACAACUCACUGAAGUAAGUACUGUUAUUAUUAAUUUAUGACUUCCAUUUUACAAAGGAGGACUUCUCUGGCCCCGAGAAGUUAAAUAACUCUCCAAACUAGUACACCAGAGUUAAGGUAGAAACCUCAGGUCUGGCUGCCUCAAUGUCUAUGAUCUUUCCAGUAAUCACAUACCUAUCAAAUCUGUAGCAUAGACAACUCUUAAAGAGGCAGCUGCUAUUUAGCUUUGCAUCAUGAUUCAAAAAACCGAGACCUUGCUGAAAGCUAAUGUGUGCCAUUAUACACCUAUCAGAAUGACCAAAUUCCGGAACACUGACAACACCAAAUGCUGGUUGGGUGUAUAGCAGAAGGAACUCUCUCAUUGCGGGUGAGAAUGCAAAGUCGAACAGCCACUUUGGAAGACAGUUUGGUGGUUUCUUACAAAACUAAACAUAUUCUUAUCAUAUGAUCCAGCAAUCCCACUCCUUGGUAUUUACCCAAAGGAGCUGAAGAUUUAUGUCCACAGAAAAAUCUGCACACAUAUGUUUAUAGCAGCUUUAUUCAAAAUAGCCCAAACUUGGAAAUAAUCCAAGACGUCCUUCAGUAUGCGAAUGGAUAUACUGUGGUACAUCCAGACAAUUGAACAUUAUUCAGCACUAAAAUGAAAUGAGCUAUCAAGCCAUGAAAAGACAGGGGGAAAACUUAAAUGUAUAUCACUAAAUGAAAGAAGCCAAUCUGAAGAGGCUACAUACUGUAUGAUUACACUAUUUGACAUUCCGGAAAAGACAAAACUAUGGAGACAGCACAAAUUUCAGUGGUUGCCAAGGGAUGGGGAAGAAGGGAUGAAUAGGUAGAACACCGAAGAUUUUCAGGGCAGUAAAAAUGCUUUGUAUGAUACUAUAAUGCUGGAUACAUGUUAUUAUACAUUUGUCUCCUAGAAUGUACAAAACCAAGAGUGAUCAUUACGUAAACUAUUGACUUUGAUGAUUAUGAUGUGUCAAUGUAGGUUCAUCAAUUGUAACGCAUGUUCCACUCCCGUAGGGGAUGCUGAUAAUGGAGGCUGUGCAUGUGUGGGGCAGGGGGCACAUGGGAAAUCUCUGUAACUUGCUCUCAAUUUUACUGUGAACCUAAAACUGCUCUAAAACGUAAAGUCUAUUAAAAACAAAAUAAACCAAACAAAAAAUUAAUGAGCAACAAGCCAAUAUAACCUUCAUUCCUAUCAAAUUUCAUCUGAUUAACUUCUUACACUUUAGGUUUAAAAUGUCAACAAGUAAGGCUAUGUGUGACAUACUAGUAGAAAUUGGUACUUUUAAGUGCAAUAUAAAUUAAUAGUACCGUGUUUCCCCGAAAAUAAGACCUAGC
Molecule: messenger RNA, 4132 nt
Organism: Rhinolophus ferrumequinum (greater horseshoe bat)
Lineage: Eukaryota; Metazoa; Chordata; Mammalia; Chiroptera; Rhinolophidae
Gene: CDK15
Product: cyclin dependent kinase 15
Exons: 14
Coding region: 304-1458 (384 amino acids)
Biological process (GO): protein phosphorylation
Cellular component (GO): cytoplasm; cytosol; nucleus
Molecular function (GO): cyclin binding; ATP binding; cyclin-dependent protein serine/threonine kinase activity
Source: RefSeq, a predicted model, not a curated record